CGCUCAGUCGGAGAGGGAACGUCGACCAGCGCGCAUCGUAACAGAGCAGGAGGCAGCAGUAACAGCAGCCAGUGGCGCGAAUCCCGUAUUCGUUAUGCUGCGGUCGCUUCUAAGGCAAGAGCGAUUCUUUCCCGCGGCGAGAAAUAACGAGGACCGUCACUUUGCGGUCGGCUAGGAUCAUCCGCGGGUUCGCGCGCUGUCAACACGCAUUGUUGCGCGACGGCGACGAGAACGAGGAGCUCCGACGUGGAGGAAGAGGAGGAUUUCAACGUCCCAAAUCAGCGGCGACCGCCGAUAAACUCGCACGCGGAAAUAGGGUACGAUGCUCUGCACGAGGCGAGGUUGCGGCGCGCGACGCCGAACGUCGCCGGCGGUGCGCUACUAAUCUGAUUGAGAGACAAGAGAGAGAGAGAGAGAGAGAGAGAGAGGGAGAGAGCGGCAGCACGUCUCGCAUCUGUGGCCUCACCAACAGUUCCCCGCGGGGCGAUCCGGCUGAACGGCCGGCUUCGUCGCGAUCGAAUCGUAGCUCCCAUCCAUCUCACCGGAGAACCACGUGAUAACUCCACUUCGAUCAUUAGUUAUCUGUGGUGAAAAUAGACAAGACAUGGAGGAGUGGUUAAACGCGCUAAGAACAGCGACGGAGAAUCGACCUCAGGGUGAUUCUGGAACUGCCGAGUUACUAGGAGGUAACCAUCAGUGGUAUGCGACUAAUCAUGCCAGACCUACAUAUUGCAAUGUUUGCAGAGAUGCUCUGCAUGGUGUUACUUCCCAUGGUUUAAGUUGUGAAGUCUGUAAAUACAAAGUGCACAAGAGAUGUAGCGCAAAAGCAAUAAAUAAUUGCAAGUGGACCACUUUAGCAUCCAUUGGAAAAGAUAUCAUUGAGGACCAAGAUGGGAACAUCACAAUGCCACAUCAGUGGAUGGAGGGAAAUUUACCAGUGUCCUCAAAAUGUUUUAUCUGUGAAAAGACAUGUGGCUCUGUACUUAGGCUUCAAGAUUGGCGGUGUCUAUGGUGCAGAGCAACUGUACACACAGCGUGCAGACCUGCCAUAAGUAACAAGUGUCCAUUAGGACCAGCUAAACUCAGUGUAGUGCCUCCUACGGCUUUGCAUAGUAUAGGUAGCGAUGAAGCUUGGGAAGCUGUUAGACCUACGGGAUGCAGUCCACUUUUAGUAUUUGUAAACAGUAAAUCUGGUGACAAUCAAGGUGUUAAGUUUCUUAGGAGAUUUAAACAAUUACUAAAUCCCGCACAAGUGUUCGACCUUAUAAAAGGAGGACCAGGUCCAGGAUUAAGACUGUUCCGUCACUUCGACCCGUUCCGGAUACUAGUGUGCAGUGGAGAUGGAUCGGUGGGGUGGGUGCUUUCGGAAAUCGAUCGACUCGGAAUGCACGCGAAGCAAUGCCAAGUUGGAGUGCUACCUUUAGGAACGGGAAAUGACUUGGCGCGCGUAUUAGGCUGGGGAGCAUCGUGCGACGAUGACACGCAUUUACCUCAGCUAUUAGAAAAGUACGAGAAAGCGGGCACAAAGAUGCUGGAUCGAUGGAGCAUUAUGACGUUCGAACGUAGCAUAUCUCUGCCAUGUCACAAAGUGACUCUGCAUCAGCCUGAUCCGGCUAUAAAAUCGAAUAUAGCUCAUCAGUAUGAGGACAGCGUUCUUGCUCAUAUAACAAACAUUUUGCAAUCCGAUCAAGAGAGUGUAGUUAUAUCUAGUGCCAAAGUUUUAUGCGAAACAGUGAAAGAUUUUGCAACACAUAUACUGGAAGCCAGUCUAAACACAGGGGACCAACAAUUGGGAGAAAAAUGUGAAACUCUUCAGCAAAAACUUGACUUAUUAUUGCAGACAUUAUCAAAAGAGGAAAACUAUUUGUCUAAUAACGUGGAAGAAACUGACAUUGGUACUCUAAAUACUGAAACUUUGAGCAGCAACCAAGAGAAAGGUGCUUUAGAAAAGCCAGAGAAGGAAAUGACGAAUCUAAAAAAAGUCAUAAGAAGAAAAUGUUACAUGGAAAGAGAUGCUGUGAUGUCUAGAGCAAAUAGCUUAAAAAGAGCUAUCAGGAGAUUAGUGGAACAUACGGAAUUAGCCGUCGAUGAACAGAACGAUCCCUCGGAUGAGAAGCAAGGUAGCAAAAUGCCAAACAUCACCAUAACAUGCGAUAAUUCGUCGAUGAAUACUGCGACAAAUAAAAAGCAACAUUUGGAUAUCCAUGGCUUAUUACAAACAGACCCGACAUCCGACAAUAUCAGUUUAAUGCCAACUCUAGAAUUCUGUAGCAGCGUAGAGAUAUCACCUUGCCCAAGUCCUACUCCUAAUGUGGCGUCCUUGAGCCCGAUGCCGGAUUUAAGGAGGGACUCGCAACCCGAAGAAUUACUUACUCUCCCUGCGCCCGAUGGUUUCGCUGACAGUAGACGGAACAGCGAAAACAUGCCGCAAGGAGUUUUCAGUUUUGACUCUCCCGCAGCACAGACUGCCGGCUGUCAACAAGAAGCGCAAACAGUUGCUACUAACGAUAAUUUCCUAUCGUCCGAACAUACGCAAAUAGAACCUGUCUCCGACAUCCCAAUCACCGUGACAAAGACCACUUUAGACACAAGUACACCAUCAGACGACGCGACCAUACAAGACACUAUCAUUUCUCCUGACACAGAUUCGCUUCAUUCAAGAAAUAUCUCGCCACAGCACGCACAAAAACCCGCGAAAAUCAAAUUGGAACCCAGAGGUAGUUGUACCAACAGCAUCAUUAGUACGGACAGUAUGGCUUCUGAAACAUUGGAUUCCAGAAGUUAUACCAUUCGAAAUAGCGAAAGUGAAAUUGGACAUAUAGACAGUGAUAUAUUCGAUUCCACUAAGAGAUCGGAAAGUUCGGAGAUUGGGCACAUUGACUCGCCGGAUAAUUCCGAUAAACUUUCUACGGAGACACAACACUCGGAAAGUGGCUUAGAAGAUUUAAGCUCCCUCGGACAGGACGUGAUCAGCGCGGCAAUGGGCGAGAAGUACGAUUCUGUCAGAGAGGGGUUAGAAAUCGAGGAACCGCGAAGAUCUUGCGGUUUAGCCCAAUUCAACGAAGGGAACGACAUCGCGAGGCAGUCUUUCAAAACGAGAAAUAUAAAGAUGGAUAAAGAGCAGGGAAUGCUAAAUAAAUAUAAAACGGACGGUUUGACGACAUGCGUACGUGUGUCGGGAACUAAAUCGAUGCAACCUGUUGAAACGAAUAUAGUAUCUGCCAAUCCGCCAUUCGAUAAUGUUGAAAAGGAGAAAGUGUCCGAUUUGCUAAGUCCGGUAUGCUGCUUUACCGUCUUGUCGGACAACACGCAGGCCAACGAAAAAUGUUCUAUAAACUUUCCGCCGCAGAUUAGUGUUAUCGUUGAUCCACCAAGCCCGUCAUUGUCGAUUGAGAGCCAUCAGAAACUUAAUUUGGAUUACAACCUAGAUCCGCAUGACAAACAAUACAGUAGCGGCAGUAGUAUGGAAAGAUUAAGCGUGGAACUGCCCGAAUCGGGUUUUUCUCCGCAAGCUACACGGCGUAUCAGUAGCGGCAGCUUAUUGAAGGCAACGGAAGUUGUGACAUUGGCAGCUACUACUGCUCGUCUAGGUGGUUCGAGCAUGAGUUUGCGCCACGAAAGAGCAAAAUCUGUCGACAAAACGGAGGAUGUGAAGAAACUUCCAAUAAUAAAUCCUUUGGUCCGAUUGCCGAUGUGGCCAAAUGUAAGCGGUGGAGCUGGUCUUAUCAGUCAAGCAUUACUGGCAAACGCGGACGCUCUGUGUGCAGCGGUAUCGCCAUUAAUGGAUCCUGACGAGUCAUUAAUGGAAGGCUACUUCGAACGGUGCGUCAUGAAUAAUUAUUUUGGAAUUGGCAUAGAUGCAAAGAUCAGUCUCGAUUUUCACAACAAGAGGGAGGAGCAUCCUGAAAAAUGUCGAUCGCGCGCUAAGAAUUAUAUGUGGUACGGCGUUUUGGGAUCUAAACAAUGGCUACAAAAGACUUAUAAGAAUCUCGAGCAAAGAGUGCAGUUGGAAUGCGACGGUCAAAGGAUACCGUUACCUUCUCUACAAGGAAUCGUUGUGUUAAAUAUACCAAGCUUUAUGGGCGGUACGAACUUCUGGGGCGGUACCAAGGAAGGAGAUUUAUUUUUAGCACCAUCGUUCGACGAUCGCAUACUGGAAGUGGUGGCAGUUUUUGGGUCCGUUCAAAUGGCCGCUUCGCGGCUUAUUAACUUGCAACAUCACAGAAUAGCUCAGUGUCAGACAGUCCAGAUUAACAUCCUAGGUGAGGAAGGUGUUCCGAUACAGGUCGACGGUGAGGCUUGGGUUCAACCACCCGGUAUUAUAAGGAUUAUACAUAAGAAUCGCAUGCAAAUGCUUUAUAGAAAUAGGGCGCUUGAAACUUCACUGAGAGCGUGGGAAGAGAAGCAGCGCAACACGUUAAGCGCCGUAACUCAAUCCACUUCUACUCUAAGCAGUACAUCGCAAUCGCAGUCCAGAACGCAUUUGCCGAUAUGUAGUAAGCCGCCUCAGUUGAACGAUGAGGAACUCAUUAUUCUAUUCAAUUUCAUUGAAGCAGUGACGACUUUAGUCAAGUGGGUAAAACUACUGAUUAUAUCUCAUCCGAGCCUCGAGCCAGAUUUGUAUCAAGUCGCCUCGCGUACAGCAAAUGCGCUUGAACAAGUACAUCCGGACGGUAAAAUCUUACAAGGGACGAGCUUGAGACCCAUGGUAACUGAAUUAGUAUCAAGUGCGAGACAAUUAUAUGAAGAAUCUUGCGAGUUGCUGCGUGAUAAAGCUCACAACUUGGUGGGUAUGAGAUUACGAGAGGAUUUGGAAAACAAGCUAUCUAUAUCUUUAGCUAAUAUGGAACAGGAAUUACGAAAGUGUACCUUUGAUGAAAGAGGGACAGGACUGGUUUACUUGCAAAACACUCCCGCAGACGAUCAGGGGGAUAAAAAAAAUCGUCAUCGAGGGUUGUUCUGGUUAAAGUUCCGUCGUUUUGCCGGGAACUCGGGCGCCGCGGGUCAUCUGGCGCGAGAUCAAGUUACCACGUGGGACGUACAGGAGGUGUGCACCUGGUUAGAAAAUCUGCAAUUGGGAGAGUACGCCGACAGAUUCGUGUCCCACGACAUACGCGGCAGGGAACUGCUAACGCUAGCCCGUCGUGAUCUAAAAGAGCUGGGCAUCACCAAGGUGGGGCACGUUAAACGCAUCUUACAAGCCAUCAAUGACCUCAACAAUUGAAUUUACACGAGUUACGUUCACAUAGAGACGUUAAGUUUUGCACGUUCCGGAGCCAAAAAUACGAUUGCGUAAGUAGUUAGAUACCUAGGUAGUGUUUGACACAGUAGCAAAAGAGAGUAUAUCUUCAGCGCAUCAUUCCAAAUGAAAAAUAUAUGCAACUGUAGUAAAUCGAUAGCAGAGAAGAUAAAAUUUAAAAUUGAAUAUUUGACAAAAAGAGCUUUCAUAACAAUUUGUAGAACAAGAUAGAUAGAUUAUUAUAUUCUUGCCCUAAAACGUUAAUUAAAAUGUGCAAUUUCCGACACACAUAUGCGAAUGAUAUCAUAUUAAAAUAUUUUAAAAAAAGACAAUGUUAGGUGAUAAAAAUUACUAUAGAAUUAUAUCCCUUAACAUUGUCGUACAGAAGAAAAUCACUUUUUGCCUGUGCCAAAUAUUUACUCUAUACUUAAAAUUAUGAUAAAAAGAAGCAAAGAAGUGAAUUUGUUGUCUCAUCGACAAAUUUACAGCGCAAUUCUAUUUAUAUAUACAUACUACAUCCAUACACACACACACACAGACACAAACACACACAUAUAUAUAUAGUACAAAAUAUGAGAUAUGUCACAUCUCCUAAGGGGAUGAAUUUUUCUUCACUCUCUCUUACCGAGGCAAUCCAUGACGAAAAUAACAAAGGUCUCGUGUAAAUUGCACACAUACGGAAUAGAUAAUUCUUGUAAAAUAGUAAAUUUUUUAUAUUACGGGCUAUUAUCCUAGAAUAAAAAACUUACUUCUCGGGCAUAAAUAUUUAACAACUAUUGCAUGUAUUUCGUGUUCGAAAUUCAUAAAUCUUACGCGCGGCAUAAGUAUCUUAAAUCUGCGAGUACUACAUUCUUGAAGAAGCGUUUCCUAUUGUCUUUGACGUAUAAAAAUUAUUUAACAUCUGUAAUUUUUAACUCUUUUGGUCAGUUUAUUCUGAUUGUCUUUUAUAUAUAACUUCGUCGAGCUACCGAUAUGUAGUGUGCAAUAUAAAUAUAUACGGAUGUAUAGAUAUCUUGUAAUUAUAUACACAGAUUUGUGAUUUUUUCGGUUGUUUGACGACAUUAAUCAUUAGUUUGAAAAGCAAUGUCUGGGCCAAGAUGUAUAUGAAAGUGAUUCUACAUAUAUCUCCUCUUAUGGCAAUAAACACGAUAAUUAAGAGAAAACCUAGAGAUGCAAAAUGCAUACAUUAUAGUAGUUUAAACAGCAUUAUUAUGUGUAUAUGAUACAUAAAAAUACUUUCUUUUUCCGGGUUUGUAGGUCACAACUCGCGGAUAGCUCUUACUUGUGAGCUUCUUGCCUUAUAAUAAAGCUCUUCAUUUUCUUACCCAUAUAAUCUCAGUUACAAAUAUUUAUCUAUUUUUAUACAAUUAUUUUUAAAGGUAAUGUAUACAUAUAUGGCCAUGUGCUAUCAUUUGCAUAAUCUUCUAUCAGCAUAAUCAAAUAUUUUGCUCAUAUUGAUAAUAAAGGAGAUGUAAUUUUUUUUUUUUUUUUUUUUUCCGAUAGCCGUUUCUUGACCCGUUUUUAUUUUGUUAUUAUGUGAUAAUUGAAGAAUCUCGAUUAUUAUACUUCUCAUAUACAGAGAGUAAUUCACUCACACAGAUGAGCAUAUUGCAGUAGUGUAUUUAGUUUAUGCGAUAAACCACGUAAUUAAUUAAUAUAAAAGUAAAUAGAAAAUAAAAUACAAUUAACUGACAAACUUAAAACAAAGUAGAAUCAAACUGUGAGUACACACUAAAAACAAUUACGCAGAGAUAAAUGUAAAAUAUAUUCUUAUCAUAACACACAGAAAAAAAUAUAGAUUCUUUAUUGACAAUGUUCAACCACAAGUUCGCCACAGGUUGUCCGAUAUUAACGCACUACCGACGACUCAUUUAUCUUUGUCUUUUAUAUAAUAACUUGUAAUAUAAAACAUGUUAACAAAUUUAAAACCAAGUUAUUUGCGACUUAAUAAAAUUUUCUUUACAUUCCAAUAUAUAUAUAUAUAUCUGAAAGGACAAAAGUGCCUACUCUAGAUUCACUAAUCUUGCAUACAGACAAGGAAUACAGUCAUAUACUGUUACAUGUACUGUACAUGAAUGAUAUGGCAUUAAUUACGUAUUAUGCUUUUUUUAUUGUUAAUUUAGAAAUACGAAACUAAACUAUACGAAACUUCGCUAACGCGCAAUAUCUAUAUAUAUAUACAUAUAUAUCUAUAUAUAAAAAUAUUUUUUUUAUAUGACUAUACAAAAUUUAUGUCAUUACAGCCAUGCAACAGAAUUUCGCAUCUUAAUAGAUAACAUUGUUGCAAUAAUGUAAUGCAGUAUUAUAUAGGAUAAUAUUACAUUCGAUGAUUUUUAAUUUAUACAAUCUAAUAUCCUUUUACGAAAGGGGGGAGAAAAAUUAAAAAUUAUAAUCGAAAUUAUAACGUUUAAAUAUAACAUUAUAACAAUGAACUUUAUAUAAUUUAAUUACUUCGAUAUAUAUAUCUUCUAGAGAUAAUUUAUUGAACGUCUAAAAAAACAAAAUCAAUUUAAAAAAUAAUGCAAAUAAAAUUAAUAAAUUAGAGAUAACGUUUAUGUGUCCUUAAAAUUGAUAUUUUGAAUAAUCUCCAUGUUCGUUUAUAUAAUAUUUGUCAAUUCUUAUUACUUAGUCUUCUACUCCUUUUUAAAUCUAGAGAUAAUUCUGUAAAUGUUAUCUUGUGUAUAUUCGUCGGGGAUAUUUUCUGCAGUAAAAUUCCUAAUAUACAGAAUUGACAAUCUCUCUCGUAUUAUCGUGUAUAACACGCACGAAUAAAAUAUAUUGUUGUAAGAUAUUCCUUUCCAAAAUAAUGAACACACACACAUACACAUACACAUAUACAUAUAUUGUUGUUUUAUAUACUUAUUAAAAUAAAAUAUUUAAUAACAUAUGCAUACUUCACAAUUUAAAACAUUGGAAAGGUAUGUUACAUAAAAACGAAUGUAUUUAACAUAUUCAAUUACUGUUCCUAGAAAAAAAUAUACCAUUUUAUUAUAUUAUUAAUAAUGUAUAUGUAAUCAAAGUAAGUAAUAGUAAGUCUCUUUGGAGGAAGUUGGAGAAGAAUAGUAUUCGUAGUUUUCUAGAAACCUACUCGCGCACAUCUGUAUGUUUUUCAAUAUUUCUUUCACAUUUGAGACGUAUCAUAUGAUUUUAAAAGCAUUUUACUCUUUUGUAUCUGUGAUAAAUUUUGUGUAGCUGCUUAAUCUUCUAAUGCAAAAAAUGUGUUAUUAUAACAAGUAAUUAUAAAUAUGUAUUCACACAGUGAAUCGUUCCUUUAUUACUUCAAUCAGAUGUGUUAAUUUUUCUUGUUUCCUUUUUAUAUAGAACUAUUAUUGACUUAAUUAAUUAAAUAAUAUCUUUGAAAUGUGCAUGUAACAUAUAUACAUGUAUGUAUAAGAGCAAUGGUGUUAUAUUACAUAUAUAUUCUACACAUAGUAUAUAUAUUAGCUUGAAAUCAGUACUUAAAAAUAUUUGAGUUUGUAUAUAGCGAAUCUCUAGAACAAUUUGAAAUAAUAUUAUAUUUGCUAAUAUUGAAACUAUUCGCGAGAGAGAUGUAGAAAAUUCUAAAAAUUGCUUUUUCUGUUCUUGGAAAUCAAAUCAAAGUAAAUAUCUUCCCGUUUUUGUCGCUUAUUUUAUCAAUAUUGUUUUUGAUAGAUCUCUUUAUAAAAUCAUACAUAUACUGAUAUAUAAAUAUCUAUAUUUAAAUAUAAUUAAUUGACACAUUUUACAGUCUUGUGUGGAAAUGUUCGUAAUAAUAUACAGAUCACGAUAAAGACAUCCAAAAUAGAUAACAAAGUUUUCUGUUUACAGAAUAGGACCAUAAGUAUAUUACAAAAUAAAUCUAAAAGUACUGUGAUAAAGACUCUUAAUCUAUAAUGAACAGUUAUUGUCUAUAAUAUUAACAUAUAAUUUACCCAAAUAUUAGCAAUAUAAUUAUUUUAAUUGUAUUGUAAGGUUUUAUUGUAUCAUCUCUUUUUAAAUUAAGAUUUUGCAAUGUAAGCUUAUGAGUACAUAAGAAUGUGAAUCGAUCUAUGUCAAGCACUUCGAUUUAGAGUUUUAAUUUUUUGAUAACGAAUAUUUAUACUAUUAUUCUUGAAUUGCACUGAGAAUAGCGUUUAUACUUAAAUAGGAUUUAUACUCAUUAAAUAAUAUUCAUUUAUACUUAUUAAAUAAUAUUCAGAAUUUUUUUGCAUCAAGUUUUAUUGUAUUUACUGAUUGAAUGCUCUUCCCGAGAGAUACAUAUAAAAUAUUUUAUAUAAAACAUUUUGUUGUAAACAUUUUUUUAAUGAGACUUAUGAAAGAGAAAAACAUUUGUUAAUUUUUAAUAACAGAUCUUAUACAUGAGCACAAGUUUAGAUUUUUUAAAAUGGGUUUUAUAAUAAUUUUAUAAUAAAGCUUUUGAAAGAGUAUGACAUGCCAAACUUUGAAUUAUUAUAUUCAAAUAGUCUGAAGAAUUAUUAUAUUACCAGACAUAAUAAUAAUAAUUGGCAAAAUUUUUGUCAAGCAAUAUCUUGAUGUAAUAGCAGGAUUUAUGAAGAGAUAUUAAUAAGUACUAGUUUUUAAUAUCCUACUUUAUUAUUGUAAUCAGACUUUUUUUAGAAUAAACAUCUUCAAUUAUUUACACACAGCGUGUGAAAAAAUCUUUUACUUUCAUUGUGUAUCAAAGAGUUAGCAUUAUAAAGUGUAUUUUUGUCUCUCUGAUAUUAUCAAAUUUUAUUUUAAUAACUACAAUGCUAACAUCGAAUACAUUAUGCCAAUGUUUAAUAUGUAUUAUAAAUCCUGCUAUGUAAAAGGAGAGCAUAGUAAUAUAUCAAAAAAGCUAUUUAAGAAUAAAAGUGUUCAAUUUGUUGUAUACAUGCACUUUGUACGUGUUUUGUUAAAAUAAUUAUGCAUUAUUUCUAUAUGUUUAUUAUAUAUAAUCUUUUUGUACUUAAGUAUGCAAGUGUUAUUAUAAAUAAUAUAUUACAUUAUAUAUAUGAAAUGAAGAUAUACAAAAACUAUUCACUGUAUCAAAAAUCAAUAUUCUAUAAUAAAGUUAAAUCUUAAAAAGUUCCACAU
This is a messenger RNA of Formica exsecta, 10294 nucleotides long. Its product is annotated as diacylglycerol kinase eta. Gene Ontology annotation, biological process: lipid phosphorylation; intracellular signal transduction; diacylglycerol metabolic process. The coding region runs from base 605 to 5224 and encodes 1539 amino acids. The transcript is spliced from 23 exons. Gene Ontology annotation, molecular function: ATP-dependent diacylglycerol kinase activity; protein binding. Lineage: Eukaryota; Metazoa; Arthropoda; Insecta; Hymenoptera; Formicidae. The record is from RefSeq and is a predicted model, not a curated record.